AUGAUCGGAGAUCGACAACAUCAUUGGAUGCGGUUCUAUAACGUCGACUACGCCAAGGACUGCAUUCUCCUACCGCCGUUCAGCCCUGAAGUCCAAUCUUUUCGUGACCACGGUUACAUGCUUCGUCCACUCUUCAGGGCUCUAUUUCUCGUCUUUGACCAUCUCUCACUCUCUGAGACUCCCGACCUAUGUCUACAGGCGGGCAAUUAUACGCAAUGUAUUCAGCAGAUUCUCAGCCAUGAGGUUUCAAACUAUCCCGUAUUACUAGUAAAGACAGGGCUUAAAGAAGAUUUCUCUUCUUCUAUUAAAUUUCUUUCUCUCUUUAAUGCAGGUCUGGCUAUGAAUGUCGAUCGUCAAAACUAUUAUAAGGGGCUUGAGCCGUCGGUGGUUAGGGUAAGACUAGACACUGCGAUUCAGUUCAUUUGGGACCUUCUGCAAAUGGAACAGAACGACUGUGACUACCAGGCGUGGGUUAGCAAUGCUGUUACUCUCUGUCAGCAGGUUGGUCUUGAAGGCCAAGGGGAUUCUUGGCUCGCUAUUCGAAGGUCAUUGGCUAGAAAGGAGAAUGAGUCCUUUGACCUUGACCAACUCAGUCCAUACACCGAAUCGCAGGAAAAGUGGUAA
Fusarium sp. VM40 is the source of this 624-nucleotide messenger RNA. Lineage: Eukaryota; Fungi; Ascomycota; Sordariomycetes; Hypocreales; Nectriaceae. The record is from the annotation of a GenBank genome assembly.